This is a messenger RNA of Phodopus roborovskii (desert hamster), 996 nucleotides long. RefSeq names its product yippee like 1 (gene Ypel1). The transcript has 5 exons. The coding region runs from base 387 to 746 and encodes 119 amino acids. NCBI's taxonomy places the organism in Eukaryota, Metazoa, Chordata, Mammalia, Rodentia, Cricetidae. The record is from RefSeq and is a predicted model, not a curated record.
GUUCCGAGGCCGUUUAUGGCGGCUGGGCCGGGCCACCGCUCCAAAACAAAGGGCAGGCGGCCCGCCGGGCCGCGGCAGGAAGAUGCCUCGCGCCGGGCUAGGGCGCCAACGGCCGGAACGCGUUCCGGGCCGCACCGGGACCGCCUGAAAGCCGAGCCCGCAUCGACCGAGCCUGGGCCGAAUGGGCGCUGCGGACCGGGCCGCGGACCGCCGAGCGGCCGUUGCACUGUUUUUCUCUUGCUCCAGUGUGUGGACACUACCACACGCCCUCCAGAACAGCAACGGCUCUUGCGUGUAUUUUCCAGUGUUUCUUUUGUCAGAGAGUCCAACAGAGCCAUAGCUCCUCCAGUGCUGGUCUGGAGCUGAGUGACCAGCGCCCAGCAGACAUGGUGAAAAUGACCAAGUCCAAAACUUUCCAGGCUUAUCUGCCACACUGUCACAGAACUUACAGCUGUAUCCACUGCAGAGCCCAUCUGGCCAAUCAUGAUGAGCUCAUCUCCAAGUCCUUUCAGGGGAGUCAGGGGCGAGCCUACCUCUUCAACUCUGUGGUGAAUGUGGGCUGCGGCCCCGCUGAGGAGAGAGUCCUUCUAACUGGGCUGCAUGCAGUGGCUGACAUCUACUGUGAGAACUGCAAGACUACACUCGGGUGGAAAUAUGAACAUGCCUUUGAGAGCAGUCAGAAAUACAAAGAAGGAAAAUUUAUUAUUGAACUUGCCCACAUGAUCAAAGACAAUGGCUGGGAAUAGAUCGAAGCAGUCCACUCCUGUCCCAAUACUGUUAUGAAAGCUGAGUGUGACGAAGGCCUGGGACAAUACUUCUUGGACUUUGACCUCACAGGCUAGCCCAGUUCAACACUUGGAGGCCUUCUCUCUAGGCUGUUCACUGGGUAAGGUGCCCCCAUCUGAGCCCCCUUCUUGUACAGUUGUUUCUGGAAGUUUGCAAUUCUUUUUCUAACUUCUUACAUUCUAGAGAAGGAAAUAACCAACUGAUGACUCA